AUGGCGCAAAAUCAUUCACACACCUCACGUCGACAGGCCGCCUCUACUGGGGAAACAGUCCCGCAAGAGCGUUAUCAGAAGCUAAAGCGUCGAGUACGCGAGGUGCAAGCGGAAAACGAAAAAGUAAAUGCAGAACUUGAUCGUGCGCGUAAGCGUAUUAAGACAUUAAAACGCGAAAAAGACAUGCUUCUUGAUCGUAUUAGUCAAUUUGAAGGUACAGAUUCUUCAGAUUCCGAGAAAUCGGUGAAUCUUUCUUCUAUUGAAUCUAGCGAUUCAGAAGUAUCCUCACAAGCAAAUUCACGCGCAUCAUCAGUCCCAUCAAUUCGCACUGCCGUAAAGAAAACGGCAAACAAUAUCGUAAACACAGUCCCCAUAACUCACACGCCGCCCGCUAAAGUUGUGCCACAAAAACGCGCGAGUAAACGCCCGUUAAACACGAAAACUAUGAAAGUUCAGCAUGUGGCGAAAGAUGACCGUGGAAAUUAUUUGUUGCCAGUACAGAUUGGGAUAUUGACAGUGAUUAGUUUGGGCACAGUGGUGUAUGAUCGUGAGACGUUUCAUAACGAGAGAUAUAUUUGGCCGGUGGGCUAUGCUGUUAAACGAUCAUAUAAUAGUAUGAUAAAUCCAGAUGCACAAACAAUGUACACAUGCAAAAUUGAAGAUGGAGGUGAAGGUCCAAGGUUUGUGAUCGAGGCCGAAGAUCAACCAGGCAAGCCAAUCACAGCAAACACAGCAACCGGCGCCUGGACAACAGUAGUUCGCGAAGCAAAUGCCAUUCGUCAUCGCGAUCACUCAAACUCCGCAUCCGGUCCCGACUACUUUGGUUUCUCACAGGCGACAAUCCGUAAAAUGAUUCAAGACCUACCCAACGCAACACGUUGUAAAAAAUACACCACGCAAAAUUUCGAGGUGAUGAAAACGCGAAAUAACGGUGGUCGUAAACGCGGCGGAGCCCGUGGAGCUGGUACUGCUUCUACAACGACGGCAACAACGAAUGGAAAAGCUAGUGGCAGUGGUGCGACAAAUGGUAUCUCUGCUUCUACAAGUGCAAAUAACGCCAGUGUUGCGCAGACGCCAACACCACGUGACGCUGAGGAACGAAGUAGUAGUAACGAUGGAAGUGCUAAUGGUGAUGGAGAUAUUGUGAUGUCUGAUGUGAAUGAUGGCGAUAGCGAAGAAGAAUAA
Messenger RNA from Ambispora gerdemannii, 1185 nucleotides. The record is from the annotation of a GenBank genome assembly. Lineage: Eukaryota; Fungi; Glomeromycota; Glomeromycetes; Archaeosporales; Ambisporaceae.